Nicotiana attenuata is the source of this 672-nucleotide messenger RNA. Its product is annotated as molybdopterin synthase sulfur carrier subunit. The coding region runs from base 206 to 517 and encodes 103 amino acids. Gene Ontology annotation, biological process: Mo-molybdopterin cofactor biosynthetic process. NCBI's taxonomy places the organism in Eukaryota, Viridiplantae, Streptophyta, Magnoliopsida, Solanales, Solanaceae. The transcript is spliced from 2 exons. The record is from RefSeq and is a predicted model, not a curated record. Gene Ontology annotation, cellular component: cytosol.
AAUCAUUUAUAAAAAAUUUAAUGUCAAACCAAAUCAAACUCCAAAGUCGUGCAAUCAUUUGUCUGUUAUAUAUACAAAUCCAAUCAUCUUUUUUAAUGAUAAGAACAGAUUUGAUUGAAUUUAUAAACUAAUUUUCGCAUCCUCUUCUAUCCAAUUCCAGCCAGCGGCACUGAGAGGGUUAUCACCCAUCUUUAGAGAAGGAGACAUGGUUGAUAAACAAAUUGACAGUAAAGAUGAGGAAACUUUGCAGAAUGAAGAUGAGAGUAGAUCUCUUCAGAUAAAGUUUCUGUUUUUCGCCCGUGCUAGAGAUCUGACCGGCAUGACUGAAAUGCCAUUGGAAGUUUCUUAUGGUAGUACUGCCGGUGAUUGCUUGAAUAAGGUCAUUUCUCGCUUCCCCCGCUUGGAAGAGAUUCGUGGGUGCAUGCUUCUGGCCCGGAAUGAGGAAUACACACCUGAGUCCACCACGGUCAAAGAUGGAGAUGAAUUGGCCAUUAUACCACCUAUUAGUGGAGGCUAAUUCAGUUUCUGAACAGCAAAUAUAGGGAAGGCAAACUCUGUUAUACUAAUGUAAUCAUUUUACAAAUAAGAACAAAAUUCUUUCACUUUAUGUUGUGUUAGAACCAUUGAACUUUCAAUCUAUUGGAUCGACCCCCUUGAUCUUCUGUUAUGGAA